AUGUGUUGCAUUGGCUUGGUAAUCUCAGCAAUAUCAAGCUCUGAGAUAACCACGCAUAUCAUACUUGGCAUUGAUCAACGAGAUGGCGACGAAAAGCUAUCCGAAGCUGGUGCGGCUGCUCUUCAGAAACCGCCCUGCUUCCACCCACCCCGCUUCCCUCGGCUCUGCUUCCUCCCCCCACCACCCCCCCGGCAGAUCAACGAGAUGGCGACCAAGAGCCAUCCGAACCUGGUGAGGCUGCUGGGGUACUGCUUUGACAUGAGCUACGAGGCGGAGCGCAUGGAGCAGAUCGUGGUCUAUGAGUUCAUGGCCAACGGCGACCUCGACCGCUGGAUCGGACCUGUGGUGAUGCUGGCGGUGAUCACGGCUCGCAAGGCCAUCUACAACAUCGAGUCAAACCAAGUCAACCUCAAGCAAUGGGCAGCAUCGCUGGUGGCAGCAGGGGACGUGGCGGCACUAAAGGACCCGCACCUGCAAGCACCGGACGACCUGGUGCUGCGCAUGGCACGCCUGGCGCUCACCUGCACCGCCAUGCCCACGGCGUCUCGCCCGGGCAUGAGCCGUGUGCUGGCAGAGCUGCUGCUGCUCAAGGAGGAGUUCUUCGGGGAGGACGAGGACCGCAUGGCUGUUAGGAUUGACCACGAGAUCGAGAGCUCCGAGCAGGUCGACUUCAGCUUGGAGCUGGCUCGUCUUCAGGGGGUUCAGCAUGGUAGUUAG
Molecule: messenger RNA, 717 nt
Organism: Closterium sp. NIES-65
Lineage: Eukaryota; Viridiplantae; Streptophyta; Zygnematophyceae; Desmidiales; Closteriaceae
Source: the annotation of a GenBank genome assembly